CGACGACGGCGGCGGCUCCUCGGGGUGCUCGGCUCCCUCCCAUCUAGGCCGGCCCCGGCCCGUCUCGCCCCCAGCAACUCACUGUUUGGGGCUACGGACUUUCUCAUCGUGCCCCACAAAAGUAACGCUUGGGGACCUGGGGGAGCCGGAAGUACCGCCUCGUGAUUCCCCAGAUACUAUCGGGGAAACGGAAGUGACCGUCGGAGGCAGAGAGGUGUCGGCCAUGGAGCCCAGUGAUAGUACCAGCACCACUAUGGAGGAGCCUGACAGCCUGGAGGUGCUGGUGAAGACCUUGGACUCUCAGACUCGGACCUUUAUUGUGGGGGCCCAGAUGAGUGUGAAGGAGUUUAAAGAGCAUAUUGCUGCCUCUGUCAGCAUCCCCUCUGAGAAACAGCGGCUCAUCUAUCAGGGGCGAGUUCUGCAAGAUGACAAGAAGCUCCAGGAAUACAAUGUUGGGGGAAAGGUUAUCCAUUUGGUGGAACGGGCUCCUCCUCAGACUCAGCUCCCUUCUGGGGCAUCUUCUGGGACAGGGUCUGCCUCAGCCACCCAUGGUGGGGGACCCCUGCCUGGUACUCGGGGGCCUGGGGCCACAGUUCAUGACCGGAAUGCCAACAGCUAUGUCAUGGUUGGAACCUUCAAUCUUCCUAGUGACGGCUCUGCUGUGGAUGUUCACAUCAACAUGGAACAGGCCCCAAUUCAGAGUGAGCCCCGGGUACGGCUGGUGAUGGCCCAGCACAUGAUCCGGGAUAUACAGACCUUACUGUCCCGGAUGGAGUGUCGAGGAGGGCCCCAAGCACAGCACAGUCAGCCGCCCCCACAAACGCCGCCUGUGGCCCAGGAGCCGGGAACCUUGAGCUCUCAGACAGCAGAAGCGGUUGAAAAUGACUCGCCAGCUCGGGAGCCCAUGGAGGCAGAAGAAGUGGAGGAGCGCACCCCAGUCCAGAACCCAGAACUCACCCCGCCUGGCCCAGCCCCAACGGGCCCAGCACCUGCCACGGAGACAAACACACCCAACCACCCUUCCCCCGCGGAGUAUGUCGAGGUGCUGCAGGAGCUGCAGCGGCUGGAGAGCCGCCUCCAGCCUUUCCUGCAGCGCUACUACGAGGUCCUGGGCUCCGCCGGCAGCACGGACUACAACAACAACCAUGAGGGCCGAGAAGAGGACCAGCGGUUGAUUAACUUGGUGGGGGAGAGUCUGCGACUGUUGGGCAACACCUUUGUGGCUCUGUCUGAUCUGCGUUGCAAUCUGGCCUGUGCACCCCCACGCCACCUGCAUGUGGUCCGACCCAUGUCUCACUACACUACCCCCAUGGUGCUCCAGCAGGCAGCCAUUCCCAUCCAGAUUAAUGUGGGGACUACUGUGACCAUGACGGGGAAUGGGACUCGUCCCCCCCCAGCUCCUAAUGCAGAGGCACCUUCCUCUGGUCCCGGGCAGGCCUCGUCCCUGGCUCCGUCUUCUACCACUGUCGAGUCGUCCACGGAGGGGGCUUCCACUCCAGGGCCAGCUCCCCAGCCAGCCACCAGUCACCCGAGGGUCAUCCGAAUUUCCCACCAGAGCGUGGAACCCGUAGUCAUGAUGCACAUGAACAUUCAAGAUUCUGGCACACAGACCGGUGGUGUUCCGAGUGCUCCCACUGGCCCCCUAGGACCCCCUGGUCAUGGCCAGACCCUGGGCUCCACCCUCAUCCAGCUGCCCUCCCUGCCCCCUGAGUUCAUGCACGCCGUCGCCCACCAGAUCACUCAUCAGGCCAUGGUGGCAGCUGUUGCCUCCGCGGCAGCAGGACAGCAGGUCCCAGGCUUCCCAACAGCUCCAACCCGGGUGGUGAUUGCCCGGCCAACUCCUCCACAGGCUCGGCCUUCCCAUCCUGGGGGGCCUCCAGUCUCCGGGGCUCUGCAGGGUGCUGGACUGGGUACCAACGCCUCAUUGGCCCAGAUGGUGAGCGGCCUUGUGGGGCAGCUUCUCAUGCAGCCUGUGCUUGUGGCUCAGGGGACCCCAGGAAUGGCUCCACCUCCAGCUCCUGCCACUGCUUCAGCCAGUGCUGGCACCACCAACACAGCUACCACAGCUGGCCCUGCCCCCGGGGGGCCUGCCCAGCCUCCACCCCCUCAGCCUCCUGCAGCUGAUCUGCAGUUCUCUCAGCUUCUGGGGAAUUUGCUGGGGCCUGCAGGGCCAGGAUCUGGAGGGCCUGGCGUGGCUUCUCCCACCAUCACCGUGGCAAUGCCCGGCGUCCCUGCCUUUCUCCAGGGCAUGAGUGACUUCUUGCAGGCAACACAGGCGGCCCCUCCACCCCCUCCACCACCUCCACCCCCACCCCCUGCCCCAGAGCAGCAGAGCACGGCCCCACCAGGGUCCCCUUCUGGUGGCACAGGGAGUCCUGGAGGCCUGAGUCCUGAGAGCCUCUCCCCGGAGUUCUUCACCUCCGUGGUACAAGGCGUGCUGAGCUCUCUGCUCGGCUCUUUGGGAGCUCGCGCUGGCAGCAGUGAAAGUAUUGCCGCCUUCAUCCAGCGCCUCAGUGGCUCCAGCAACAUCUUUGAGCCUGGGGCUGAUGGAGCCCUCGGAUUCUUUGGGGCUCUCCUCUCUCUUCUGUGCCAGAAUUUCUCCAUGGUGGACGUGGUAAUGCUUCUCCAUGGGCAUUUCCAGCCACUGCAGCGGCUCCAGCCCCAGCUGCGAUCCUUCUUCCACCAGCACUACCUGGGUGGCCAGGAGCCCACACCUGGUAACAUCCGGAUGGCGACACACACAUUGAUCACAGGGCUAGAGGAAUACGUGCGGGAGAGUUUUUCUUUGGUGCAGGUUCAGCCUGGUGUGGACAUCAUCCGGACAAACCUGGAAUUUCUUCAAGAGCAAUUUAAUAGCAUUGCUGCUCAUGUGCUGCACUGCACAGACAGUGGAUUUGGGGCCCGGCUGCUGGAGUUGUGUAACCAAGGCCUGUUUGAGUGCCUGGCCCUGAACCUGCACUGCUUGGGGGGACAGCAGAUGGAGCUGGCUGCUGUCAUCAAUGGCCGAAUUCGCCGCAUGUCACGUGGAGUGAAUCCGUCACUGGUGAGCUGGCUGACGACCAUGAUGGGCCUGCGGCUUCAGGUGGUGCUGGAGCACAUGCCCGUGGGCCCCGAUGCCAUCCUCAGAUACGUCCGCAGGGUUGGUGAUCCCCCUCAGCCACUGCCUGAGGAGCCCAUGGAAGUUCAAGGAGCAGAAAGAACGUCCCCAGAGCCUCAGCGGGAGAAUGCCUCCCCUGCUCCUGGAACUACAGCAGAAGAGGCCAUGUCCCGAGGUCCGCCCCCUGCCCCUGAGGGGGGCUCCCAGGAUGAACAGGAUGGAGCCUCAGCCGAGACAGAACCCUGGGCCGCUGCUGUGCCCCCAGAAUGGGUUCCUAUCAUCCAGCAGGACAUUCAGAGCCAGCGGAAGGUGAAGCCGCAGCCCCCCCUGAGCGACGCCUACCUCAGUGGUAUGCCUGCCAAGAGACGCAAGACGAUGCAGGGUGAGGGCCCCCAGCUGCUUCUCUCAGAAGCUGUGAGCCGGGCAGCUAAGGCAGCCGGAGCUCGGCCCCUGACGAGCCCCGAGAGCCUGAGCCGGGACCUGGAGGCACCAGAGGUUCAGGAGAGCUACAGGCAGCAGCUCCGGUCUGACAUACAAAAACAGCUUCAGGAAGACCCCAACUACAGCCCCCAGCGCUUCCCUAAUGCCCAUCGGGCCUUUGCCGAUGAUCCCUAGCUCUUUGCUCUGUGGCCCUUCCUUACCAGGGGACCAUCUCCCCCCUCUUCCUUCACAGUAUUUAAGAAAUAAAAGUCGGAUUUUCCUGGC
Oryctolagus cuniculus (rabbit) is the source of this 3802-nucleotide messenger RNA. It is a transcript of the gene BAG6, whose product is annotated as BAG cochaperone 6. The record is from RefSeq and is a predicted model, not a curated record. Gene Ontology annotation, biological process: ERAD pathway. Lineage: Eukaryota; Metazoa; Chordata; Mammalia; Lagomorpha; Leporidae. Gene Ontology annotation, cellular component: BAT3 complex. Gene Ontology annotation, molecular function: polyubiquitin modification-dependent protein binding; misfolded protein binding.